Messenger RNA from Pseudopodoces humilis (Tibetan ground-tit), 1881 nucleotides. The record is from RefSeq and is a predicted model, not a curated record. NCBI's taxonomy places the organism in Eukaryota, Metazoa, Chordata, Aves, Passeriformes, Paridae.
CUCUCCAUCCACGAGACCGAGGAUCCCAACGACAACCGGUACCUGCUGGUGAUGAAGGGCGCUCCCGAGCGCAUCCUGGACCGCUGCUCCACCAUCCUGCUGCAGGGCAAGGAGCAGCCGCUGGAUGAGGAGAUGAAGGAAGCGUUCCAGAACGCCUACCUGGAGCUGGGCGGGCUCGGGGAGAGGGUGCUCGGAUUUUGCCACUUUUACCUGCCGGAGGAGCAGUACCCCAAAGGUUUCGCCUUCGACUGCGACGACGUCAACUUCGCCACCGACAACCUUUGCUUCGUGGGGCUCAUGUCCAUGAUCGACCCGCCCCGCGCCGCCGUGCCCGACGCCGUGGGGAAAUGCCGCAGUGCCGGCAUCAAGGUGAUCAUGGUGACCGGGGACCACCCAAUCACGGCCAAGGCCAUCGCCAAAGGUGUCGGGAUCAUCUCCGAGGGCAACGAGACCGUGGAGGACAUCGCGGCCCGGCUCAACAUCCCUGUCAGCCAGGUGAACCCCAGGGACGCCAAGGCGUGCGUGAUCCACGGCACGGACCUGAAGGACAUGAGCUCGGAGCAGAUCGAUGAGAUCCUGCAGAACCACACCGAGAUCGUCUUCGCCCGCACCUCCCCCCAGCAAAAGCUCAUCAUCGUCGAGGGCUGCCAGAGACAGGUGGGGGGCACCCCAAAACCGGCCCCGGGACCCCAAAACCGGCCCCGGGACCCCAAAACCGGCCCCGGGACCCCAAUGGGGGUGGAAUCGGGGGGUUUUGGGGCGAAAUCGGGGGCUUUUGGGGGCGUCGGUGACGCUCGGUGUGCCCCCCUGGCAGGGAGGUUGAUUUUUGAUAACCUGAAGAAGUCGAUCGCCUACACGCUGACCAGCAACAUCCCCGAGAUCACCCCGUUCCUGCUCUUCAUCAUCGCCAACAUCCCGCUGCCCCUGGGCACCGUCACCAUCCUCUGCAUCGACCUGGGCACCGACAUGGUCCCGGCCAUCUCGCUGGCCUACGAGGCGGCCGAGAGCGACAUCAUGAAACGGCAGCCGCGCAACCCCCGCUCCGACAAGCUGGUCAACGAGCGCCUCAUCAGCAUGGCCUACGGCCAGAUCGGGAUGAUCCAGGCUCUGGGCGGGUUCUUCACGUACUUCGUGAUCCUGGCGGAGAACGGCUUCCUGCCCUCGUGCCUGGUGGGGAUCCGGCUGCGCUGGGACGACCGCACCAUCAACGACCUGGAGGACUCCUACGGCCAGCAGUGGGUGCGUCCCCAAAAAAAAACGGGAUCCCCAAAAAACCGGGAUCCCCAAAAAACCGGGCUCCUCAAAAAGUCGGGGGUCUCCAAAAAACCGGGGUCUCCAAAAACGCGGCGGCCGCUGCGCUCCGCUGACCCCCCCGGCACCGGGAUCCGAACCGGCACCGGCACCGGGAACCGGCACCGGCCCCGGGAACCGGCACCGGCACCGGGACCCACCCCGGGAUCGGAACCGGGACCCACCCCGGGAACCGGCACCGGCAACCGGCACCCGCACCGGGAACCGGCACCGGGAUCGGAACCGGGAACCGGCACCAGGAACCGGCACCGGGAACCGGGUUCGGGAUCGGAACUGGGACCCUCCCCCGGCACCGGCACCAGGAACCGGGAUCGGAACCGGGACCGGCACUGGGAUCGGAACCGGGACCAGGACUCACCCCGGGACCCCCCGGGACCCCCUCAGGACCGGGACCGGGACAGGGACGCCCCUCAGAGCCCCCGGCACCGACACCGGGACUAUUCCCGGUCCCGCCCCCCCCCGACACCGGCACCGCCCCCCCUCACCGGGACCCCCCCUGAGCCCCCCUGGGGGUCGGAGUGGCCGGAGGGGGCGGGGCCACCUCCCCCCCAAUUAAUCAGCGCAGGGUAA